This is a messenger RNA of Mixia osmundae IAM 14324, 1527 nucleotides long. RefSeq lists its product as uncharacterized. Gene Ontology annotation, molecular function: monoatomic cation transmembrane transporter activity. The record is from RefSeq and is a predicted model, not a curated record. NCBI's taxonomy places the organism in Eukaryota, Fungi, Basidiomycota, Mixiomycetes, Mixiales, Mixiaceae. The transcript is spliced from 6 exons. Gene Ontology annotation, biological process: monoatomic cation transport; transmembrane transport. Gene Ontology annotation, cellular component: membrane. Bases 1 to 1527 code for a protein of 508 amino acids.
AUGAGCGCAGACUCCUCGAGACAAUCCCUGCAGCUAGCAACGCCGGAUGCCUCGCCCGUCGCAUCGCCUCGCGAGCUUGCAUUGCCCGUCGAUGUCAAGCUCGACAAGACACUUGAUCUCGGCCCAGAGAAUGCAAGCGACACUCAUCGUCGGGCCAGUCCCUUCAGAGCACGCAAGGCCUCCCUUUCGAAUGAGACAGACUUGAUCGAUAUGCCCGUACUGGCUCACCGAGCCACUCAGGCCGGCGGAGGCGACAUAGACGUCGAGGCUCGCGCUUCAGUCCAUCCCAUACGAGCAGGCAUGAUCAGGGGCAACAGUACUGCCACACAUGAUCCCUUCAAGAUGCGCGCCUCUAUCAAAGGUCAGGAGGUCAUCGACGAUUUCAAGCGCACCGCCUAUGGCUCUCCUCUCGCUGCCGGCCAAGACAAGACGCGCGUCGUUGCGGGCAACCUCGUCUCAUCCAGACAAGGUGCUCCGAGCGUGACGCCAUCCUGGAGACUCGGACUCGGCCUCCUGCGCAGUCGCGGCCGACGAUACAAGAAGAUUGGCGAUUUCUACGAGGGACAGAACAGACAAAUCGACAUUCUGCUCAAGCCUUUGCACUGGCACCGAGACGAAGAGCGGCAGCGCGAGGAGGACAACCGGUUGAAAGUCAAGAUCGCCAUUUACGCUUCCCUGGUGGCCAACUGUGUGCUCGCAAUCAUACAAGUCUACGCGGCAGUCUCAUCACUCUCCUUAUCAUUCUUUGCGACGGCCAUCGACGCCGUCUUUGACCCUGCCGCCAACUUUGUACUCAAUUGGGUGCAUCGGAAAGCGGUUCGUGCAGAUCCUGUCAAGUACCCUAUCGGUGGCGCGCGGAUAGCGGUCAUCGGCAACAUCAUCUUUGCCGUGGUGAUGGGCACAGCGAGCGUCAUCCUGAUUGUGGAAUCCAUCCAAUCCCUUGCUACCAGCAAUGGCGAGGAUGAACGGUUUCACGUGCCCGCCGUCGUGGCAGUCUCCGUCGCGCUGAUCACCAAGAUCAUUCUAGCUGCCUAUUGUUAUACGCUGCGGGACAUGUCCAUACAAGUGCACGUCCUCUGGGAAGACCACCGCAAUGAUACGAUCAUCAAUCUCCUCGGUCUCGCGACGAGCUCGGCCGGUUCAAAGCUAGACUGGCACAUCGAUCCGAGUGGGGCUAUUGUGAUCUCGUGCCUGCUCAUCUAUCUCUGGGGAUCUACGUGCGCCAAACACUUCAUUCAGCUUGCCGGUAGAGCCGCGCCCGAGGACUUUUCUCAGCUCGUGACAUAUCACUGCGUGACGUUCUCUGAUAAGAUACUCAAGAUUGAUUCGGUCAAAUGCUACUGCAACGCAGAGGACUAUGUCGUCGAGGUAGACAUCGUGCUCGAUCCUCUCACGCCGCUCUGGGAAGCGCAUGAUCUGUCACAAGACCUGCAAGACCAGCUCGAGACACUGCCCAGCUGUUCACGAGCAUACGUGCAUGUCGAUCAUGAAGUCGACCACAAGCCAGAGCAUCGCAAACAAGACUAG